CAUUGUGACAAAUGUGAACGUGGCUAUGUGAAAAAGAUUAACGAUACAACGGGUGAACAAUUUUGUUCAUUGAAAGUGGAUUGUCCCGGUAAUCAAUUUCAAUGUUCAAAUGGUACAUGUAUAGAUAAAUCUUAUCGUUGUAAUUCAAUGAUCGAUUGUCAUCCGGAUGGUAAUGAUGAAUUUGGUUGUGAACCGUUAAUAGCAUGCCAUCCCGUGGGAAGUGUCCAUCCGAAUAUGACAACAACAUCUACUCGUUUGAAUAUCGAUGAUAUCGAUAACAGUAAUGGCCAAUUUCAACAAGAAUUUUCUCAUCAUCAACAACAACAUCGACAACAUUGUCAAUGUAAAAAGCUAGUUACAGGAAUUUUAUGUGAUAAAUGCCAGGAUGGUUCAUUUUAUCUAAAUGAUUAUAGCCAUACUGGAUGUAUAGAAUGUUUCUGUUUCGGUAUCACCAAUGUUUGUAAUGGUGCAACAAAUUUAUAUCGUAAUCAUAUUGCUGCGAAUAUUGAUCGUUAUUCACAUGGAUUCAUAUUACGUGAUCGUGAUUUAAAUAAAAUGGCUACUCAGCAACAAUCAUCAUCAGAAUCGUUAACAUUUGACCAUUUAAACCGUGAAAUUAUUUUUCAAAAUUUUAGCCAAACAUCAUCACAUUUAUAUUGGCAAUUACCAUUCAAUUUUCUUGGUAAUCGUAUCACAUCAUAUGGUGGUUAUUUGAAUUAUACAUUCAGAUUUCAAGGAAAUUAUUUUCAACGUGGUCAUGAUGGUCAUCGUAAACCAUUUGCCAUAAUUAUGGGCAAUAAUCAAUCAUUAGAAUAUUAUCAUCAACAGCCGUUACAUCCAUUGAUUGCAACAACUAUUAGUAUUGCAUUAUUUGAAAAUCAAUGGCAUCGUAGUGACGAUGGUCAACCAGCUAGUCGUCGUGAUUUAAUGAUAAUAUUGGCAAAUCUUGAUUCAAUACUUUUAUUGGCCACCGUUACAAACGAUAUCAGCUGGAUUGGUCUGAUUGCCAUUACAUUAGAUACAAGUGUUGAGCUUCAUAUGAUGACAACAACAGCAACUGAUAUGGCAUUAUCAUCAUGGUCACCACCAUCAAUGUCAAAAGUUAAUACAAUUGAAAUAUGCCGCUGCUCACAAGAAUAUUCUGGUACAUCUUGUGAACGUUGUGCACCGGGUUUUAAAAUGCAUUUAAUGACGAAUCAAGAUGGUAUUUAUGAUGAUGACACCAAUAGUCAAUUUCAUCGUUGUGUACCAUGUUUUUGUAAUGGACAUUCAAUUGAUUGUGAUCCAUUGACUGGCCAUUGUAUGGAUUGUAAACAUCAUACAACUGGACUAUAUUGUGACAAGUGUGAAUCUGGUUAUGAUGGUAAUGCUACCUAUGGUACAUCUGAUGAUUGUCGUCCAACUAUAAUUGGUAGUGGUAAUCAUUAUUAUCAACAUCAACAUCAUGGUGAUGCUAAUAGCCGAUCAUUAUCGAUCGUUGAUGACACUGAUUGUCAAUGUAAUCGUAAUGGAACAAAAAAUUCAGAAUGUCAGCCAUCAUCAUCAUCAUCAUCAGCAGCAGCAACGAUAAUGAAUUGUGAUUGUAAGCUUAAUGUCAUUGGUGAUAAUUGUGACCAAUGUCGUGAUGGCCAUUUUAAUCUAGCCGCUAAUAAUCCAUAUGGAUGUUCAGUUUGUUUUUGUUUUGGUGUUACCGAUCAAUGUCAAAGUAGCCGAUUACGUCGUACAACAAUUUGGAUGGAUUUUUCACAGAAUUAUUUUGCUGAUUCAAAAUUAGAAUUGGCUACUCGUUUUCAAACAGUUCGUUAUACUGAUCGUAUUUCAUAUAAUUUCUCUACGAAUGAAGCACAUUUUUAUUCACUUUUUUGGCUACAUGAAAAUCCACUGGAACCUGAUUCAAAUCCGGAAACAUUAUAUUGGUUUUUACCACGGCAUUUUCUUGGUAAUCGAUUAUCAUCAUAUGGUGGUCGUCUACGUUUUACACGAAGAUAUAUUGUACAGAAUUCUGGCCAAUUUAUUAAUGAUGCUGAUGUUUUUCUUUUGGGCAACGGCAUAAUGCUUCAAUAUAUUAGUUCAGCUGAAUUUCCUGCUAAUCUUGAUCAAAGAUUUGAAAUUGGUUUACAAGCCGAAGAUGAAAUGUGGCAAAAAAUUGAUCAUCAAACACAAGCUACCGGUAUGGCCAAUCGUUUAGAUUUCCUGAAUGUAUUAGUCAACGUUGAAAUGAUUGCUAUACGUGCAACAUUUCAUACACAGAUGAAACAAUCAUUUCUAUCCAAUAUUGGAUUAGAUGUGGCUGUCGAAUCAUUAGGUGAUGAAACCAAUGGUGAUCUACGACCAUUUGCAUAUGAAGUUGAACAAUGCCAGUGCCCGGAAGCUUAUGAAGGAUUAUCCUGCGAAAAAUGUGCAUCAAAUUAUAUUCGUGAAAUUGAUAUGAAUCAUCAUCAUCAUCAUCAUGAUCAGCAACCAAAAUGUAUUCGUUGUCGUUGCCAUCAACAUUCGGAUCGUUGUGAUCCAAUAACUGGUCAUUGUAUAGAUUGUCAACAUAAUACAUCCGGUAAUCAUUGCGAUCGUUGUUCAGAUGGUUAUUAUGGUGAUGCAACACUUGGCACUCCGGAUGCUUGUCGCCGUUGUCCAUGUCCUUCAGAAUCCAUGGCAAAUAAUUUUUCACCAACAUGUAAAUUAGAUAUUGAUGGCUUGCCUACCUGUCUACAAUGUAUGAAAAAUUAUACUGGACGUAAUUGUGAAAUAUGUAAUAUUGGCUAUCAACGUAAUGAAUCCAUAGCGAAUAGCCGCUGUGAAUCAAUACACUUACAUCAGACGAUUCGUGUACAUAUUGAAGGACCGAAAGUGAAACAUGUGCCAGCUGGUUCGCAACUUAUGCUCAAAUGUACCGGUACUAGUCAGAUAAGUCAAUAUUUUAAUCUGGAUUGGAUAAAAUUGGAAGGACAAUUACCUCCAGCUUAUUCGGAAGCUAGUGGUACCUUGACAAUACCAAAUAUUCAACCAGAACAUGGUGGUACAUAUGUUUGUUCUGGUUUCGAUUUGGAAAGUAUUGCUACAGCUCGUACAAUUGUUAUCGUAAGACCAUCGGUGCAGAAAUUCGCUCCAAAAGUUCGUAUUGAACCAGAAUAUCUGGAAGUUCAUGUUGGUAAUCCAGUAACCUUUAAAUGUAUGGCUGAUGGAUUUCCACGUCCACGUCUUUCAUGGAAACAAUCACAACAGGAUAAUAAAAUUCUUAAUCCUUCGGCAUCAUUUCAACCAGAUACCGGCAUAUUUUAUAUACCAUCAGCAAAGAAAACCGAUGAAGCUGAAUAUGAAUGUCAUGCAACAAAUUCGGCUGGUUCAGAUUCAAAGAAAACCGUUUUAUUCGUACAUGAUUAUCAUAAAUAUGCAUACGUCCAUGUUAAUGGUGUUGUACCAACGGCACGUGUUCAACCAUCUACAUCGGAUACGAUACGUGGUGAACGUGUAAGAUUUGAAUGUAAUGUAACCGGGCGCCCAAUACCAUCGGUACGAUGGAUUUUUGUUGGCGGACAAUCUUCAUCCGAUUCAGGUGGUUUGGAUGCUGGUCAAUUACCGAAUAAUUCACGUGUAAUGGGCAAUGUAUUAACCAUUACGAAUAUUGAUUAUUAUAAUAAUGGUGUCUAUACAUGUAUUGCAAGUAAUUCCUAUGGAACGGCUGAAGCACAAGUUCGUCUAAGUGUUAACGGUGGUGCUGUUAGUGGUUCAAAACGGAAAUCACCACCAGUCGUUAGUGUUGAACCUGCAAGACAAACAAUUGUACAAGGUCAACGUGGUGAAUUACGAUGCAUCGCCAGUGGUAAUCCAAGACCGACAAUAUCGUGGUUAAAAUUAUAUGAUCAGAUUGAUCCAUAUGGACGUCAUGAAAUUGAUGGUGAUCAAUUGAUCAUCAGACGUAUGGAAGUUGAAGAUCGUGGCAUUUAUAUUUGUCGUGCUGAAAACAUAGAUGGCAUUAGCAAUGCAUCAGCUUUUGUUGAAAUUGAACGGCGGCAAAUACCAUCGAUUGAAAUUGAUCGUGUUGUUCUUAGUGAAGGUUCCAGUACAUAUUUUCAAUGUCGAGUCACAGGCGGUAUACCGGAACCAACGAUUGAAUGGCGUCGAUUGGACGGUUCACCAUUCACAUCGAAUGCACAGGUUAAUGGUGGCCUAUUGCAGUUUGAUCAAAUUGAUCAACAUGAUGAAGGUGUUUAUGUUUGUAGUGCCGAAAAUUUAGCUGGUCGUGCUACGGCACAAACAUCAUUAUCAAUGCCAGAAAUUCCACGCGUACGAAUUUUACAGAACACACCAUAUCGUGUACGACAAAAUGAAUUUGUUCGAUUAGAAUGUAAAUCUAGUGUUCGUUUGAAUCAUCGUGGCCAGCCAACAAAACUUAAUUGGCAUAAAUUAAGCAAUGGUCAUCAUAACUACUAUAUGAAUCAAACAAUGAAUUCAGAACGACAACGGCAUUUGGUUUCCAUUGAAGAUAAUCGUGCAACAUUACAGAUACAGUCCGUACAACUUGAUGAUAAUGGAAUCUAUGUUUGUUCAUUACAAUCACCGAUGGGCAAUUCUGAAGAACGAAUACAAUUAAUUGUUGAACAGAAUUUCAAUUCUGUACCUGAUGUUAAUGUUGAAGAAAAAGUUGUUACCGUAGCUGCAGGUUCACGUGCUGAACUUAGAUGUUUUGUACGCGGUACAAAACGUAAUAUCAUAAUCAAAUGGAUUCGUGCCGAUAAUGUAUCAUUGCCAGAUAUGUCACGUGUAGAGAAUGGAACAUUAACAAUUGAUCAGGUGAAACCACAGGAUAGUGGUGAUUAUUAUUGUCUCGGAUAUCUUGAUGAUCCAAAUUCACAUCAAUCACAAAUGUUAUUCAAGAAUCGUGCACGUUUAGCCGUCGUUGGUACCUGGGCAAAAGUUCCGCCUAGAAUACAAAUUGAUCCACCAUUACAAACAGUACGCCCAGGUGACACUGCCAUUAUUGAUUGUGUGGCGGUUCUCGAUAAUGAUGAUGAUGAUCAUAAUAAUGAUGUAAAUGAUGAUAAUUAUUAUGAUUAUGAUAUUAAUCUAAAUCGUCAUCAUAAUAAUCAUGAUUAUAAUAAUCAUCAUCAGCAAUCAAUGGCCCAAAUUACUUGGAGCCGUAUUGAUAGUGAACUGCCCACUGGUAUUGUUGUUACCGAUAAUGUUGGUGUACGUCGUGAUGAUUUGAUGAUCGAUGGCGAUGGUGAUGGUGGUAUUCGAUCGAAAACGAUAACAAGUCGUAUAAUAUUUCAUGGAAUUGAAUAUACGGAUGCUGGGAAAUAUCUUUGUACCGCUGUUAAUGGUGCUGGUCGUGUGGAAGCAUUAUCGGAAAUAAUUGUUGUCGAUGGUCGUGAUCCACAAAAUGUUCGUGAAGAAGUAGCUAUUUUGGGUGCAAAUUUAAUGCUUCGUUGUCCAACGGAAUUUGUUGAACCAAAUGAAGAUUUAGAUAUUGAAUGGCAAUUUGAUUCUAAUGAUGAAUUUGAUUAUUAUCAUCACCAUCAGAAUAAUCAAUCUUUAUCAAAAAUGUUACCAAAUAAUGUGAAAAUAAUUCGUAAUCAAUUACAUAUCGGUUCAGUUCAAAUGGAUCAUGUUGGCCGAUAUUUUUGUCACGUUAUAUGGAAUGGAUCAUUAGUCGAACAAAAUGCUAUCAUUCUAACGGUUAAAGAACCUACAUAUCAUAAUUGUGACCAUAAUCAAUUUCUAUGUGUUCAAAGUGGUGAAUGUAUUCAUAUUAUGUUACGUUGUAAUAUGAUUGUGGAUUGUUUGGAUAGAUCGGAUGAAGAAUCUUGUGCUCCCAUUUUAAUUAAUGACCUACGCAUAAAAGCCGAUAAAGAUCUAAUCAAUUUGGAUGAUUCGUUAGAACUGAAAUGUUUAUUGAAUGGUAAAGAUGAUCCUGAAUCAAUACCUAUAAGAUGGUCAAUUAUCGAUAAUGAUGAAGGUAAAAAUCAUCGACAAUUUGAAUCAAAUGUUCAUAUUGAUCGAAAUCGAUUAUUAAUCGAUCGUAUUACCUAUGAGAAUGGCGGUGUUUAUCAAUGUUCAAUGAUUGAUCAACAAACAAAAAUUCAUGCCAAUUAUCUUCUCGUUAUACAAGAACCAUUACCAACAUCUUUGAUAAUAAUUCAUGAACAUAAUCAAACUCUAAAUUCGGUUAAAAUAGACGAAAAACGAAUCAUACCAUUAGGUGUUGAACUUAUCUUGUAUUGUGGUUUCCGUGGUAAUCAAUUGGCCGAUCCAUUAUUAUUAUCAUUUACAUGGUACAAAUAUAAUUCAUCUAAUUUCAAGCAAAAAAUAAUUAUUGAAUCUACUGUCAAUUCUACGAUACGAAUAUAUCCAAAUGGAACCUUAAUUAUAACUAAUGUUUCACGUUCAGAUACUGGAACCUAUGUAUGUAUGGUGAAUAAUGGAAUUACAACCAUUCAAACGGCUAUGAUUCCUAUAACCGUAUUGAUUGAUGGAAAUGUACCUCGUUUUACACAAACACCGAUAUCAUUUCUAACAUUACCAACACUGGCGAAUGCACAUCAAUCAUUAGAAUUGACUAUCGGCGUUAAACCAGAAAAACCAGAUGGCCUAAUCCUUUAUAACGGUGGACAACAACAACAAGAUGGUUCAGAAGAUUUCAUUUCACUUGGCCUUCGAAAUUAUUAUGUAGAAUUUCAUUUUGAAUUGGGUGGUGGGCCUUCAUCGAUACGUUCAGCCGAACCAGUAACAAUGGACCGUUGGCAUCUGAUACGCGUAACACGUAAUGGUAAUAUUGGAAAAUUGCGUGUUGAUGACCAAGACUUGGUAUCGACUAGUUCAUCAGCAAAAUUUAUCGGUCUUGAUCUUUCAUCACCAUUGUAUAUUGGAAAUGUUCCCGAUACAGAUUUGAGUUUACAAUUUAAUAAUUAUGGAUUUGUUGGCUGUAUAAGUUUAUUUGAAUCAAAUUCUCAAUCAUUUGAUUUGAUAAAAAAUGCAACUCAACAAUAUGGUAUUGGACAUUGUGAUAUAUGUGGUAUGCAACAACAACAACAAUGUCAGAAUGGUGGUGAAUGUCGUGAAAAUAUUCAUAAACUUGAAGGUUAUGAAUGUUCUUGCCAACCAGGAUUCAGUGGUGACGAUUGUCAAUCAUUUGCUGAAACCUGUAUACCAGGUAUUUGUAAUGAUGGUUAUUGUCGCGAAGAUCCAAUUAUGAAAUUUAAAUGUGAGUGUCCAUACGGACGUUCUGGUCGUUAUUGUGAACAAUCAAUUACCAUUCUGGAACCAAUGUUCAACAAUGGUGCUUAUAUUGCUUUGCGUUCACCAUCCAAUACAUUGAAUCGAUUCGAUUUAGCCAUUCGUAUAAAGCCAGAUUUUUCAUUAUCAUCGAAUCAAUUAUUAUUAUAUUGUGGCCAAUUUGAAAAUGGAACCGGUGAUUAUGCUUUAUUGGCCAUUGUUAAUAAAAUUGUUGAAUUUCGUUUCGAUACCGGUUCUGGUGCUGCAAUUAUUCGAAGUACAAUGAUUCUUUUGGAUCAUGAAUGGAUCGAAAUAAUUGUCCGUCGUAAUGGACGUGAUGCUGAAUUGCAAAUUGAAGGAAUGGAUACUAUUUACGGUCGUACACCGGGUAAAACUAUUGGACUGAAUCUAGCAACACUGAUUUAUGUUGGUGGUUAUAAUCGAACAAGAAUUUCAUUACCAAACACCGUUGAUCAUCAAAUUGACCAUUUUAAUGGUUGUAUUAGUCAGUUGAAAAUUAACGAUAAAAAUAUUGAUUUUUCACGAAAACAUAUUGAAUCCAGUAAUUUGGAAAAUUGUGGCCUAGUUUCUUUAUGUCAACGAUCACCUUGUUUAAAUAAUGGAAAUUGCCUGGAGCUUAAUGAAACAACAUAUCGUUGUAUUUGUGAUGAUGAUCAUACUGGACCACAUUGUGAACGUAUCAAGGGAAUCUGUGAACAUACCAUGCCUUGUGAAAAUAAUGGUGAAUGUGAAAAUUAUAAACAGGAUUCCUAUUUUUGCCAUUGUCCAGUAGGCUAUUCGGGUACACGUUGUCAACAUCCGUUACAAUUUGCCAAUCCACGUUCAGUUCGUAUGAAUGGUCAAUCAUAUGUACGAUUUGAUCGAUCAUUCAUUACUCAAUCGAUCAUCAUUAAAGAGGAUCAUCAUCAACCUACGCUAAUUGAAAUACGAUUCAAAUUACGUACAUUUGUUCGAAAUGCUUUGCUAGUAUUUUAUGGUCCAUCAGAAAAUUAUGAAGAUUACUCACUAGUUACGAUCGGAUUUUCUGCCGCUUUAAUAAAUGAUAGCCAUGUACAGAUGACAUUUGAUUUGGGUAGUGGACAAGGUCAUGUACAUAGUGAUUAUCCAAUCGAUGAUGGUGAAUUACAUCACGUUGUUUUACGUUUAAAAGAUCAAGAAGGUAGUUUACGUGUCGAUGAAAAUAUUUAUUAUGGACAAUCACCUGGUAACAAAAAUACAUUGAAUGCUGAUGGUGAUAUUUAUUUCGGUGGUUUACCAGAUUUUCAAACAAUGACACAUGGUAUUUACCGUCAUGGAUUUCAUGGUUGUCUAAUUGAUAUUGGUAUUGGUGAUUCUGAUGCCAUAAACAUUGUAAAUAGCUCAAAACAAUCACGAAAUUUAGUGCCAUGCGAUGAAUAAUCAAUCAUCUUCAAUCAAUGACAUCAACGGAAAUUGUGUCUCUUUUCUUUUUGAAAUACCCUAUCUAUUUAUACACCAAAAAAACAUGAGACUAUAUCAACACACACACACACGCAAUGUUCUAACCGUGUCGAA
Messenger RNA from Dermatophagoides farinae (American house dust mite), 8763 nucleotides. Lineage: Eukaryota; Metazoa; Arthropoda; Arachnida; Sarcoptiformes; Pyroglyphidae. The record is from RefSeq and is a predicted model, not a curated record.